Penaeus monodon (black tiger shrimp) is the source of this 1100-nucleotide messenger RNA. RefSeq lists its product as uncharacterized. Gene Ontology annotation, biological process: septate junction assembly; regulation of tube size, open tracheal system. NCBI's taxonomy places the organism in Eukaryota, Metazoa, Arthropoda, Malacostraca, Decapoda, Penaeidae. The record is from RefSeq and is a predicted model, not a curated record. Gene Ontology annotation, cellular component: septate junction; membrane.
CACAGGUGAGGGGCCCGAGCGAGGCUAGACAGGUACGCGAUAUCACCCAAUACAACAUGCAGUCCGCAAGGAGAGGCGACUCCUGGUAGUUUUCCGAAACUUUCUGCUUCUGAGGACUUUUUGAGUGGAAGGGCCAUUUCCUAGGCGGUGGUGGCACUGACGGAAAAGUGGCGUGAUACUCGGAAGUGAAAAGAUCCCGUAAAAUAAUAAGAACGGUGGAGGUGAUUGUGUGAAGGGGAAAUGCGGCUGAGCAAGUCGAGGAACGUUGUGUAGAGGCGCUUCAAGUGUUGCUGUGAAAGAACGGUAGUUGGAAUCAGAAUUGUUGGUCGAUGUGGAGAACGACCGUGACCGAUCGUUUUCCGAGACUUUAGCGGGAAACUCUCCCUGAGCGAGUAGGGUGUGGUGCGGGUGGACGAAGGGCACCUCGAGCUCUCUCCUCUUGCUUGCCCAGCUGAUCCACCACAACAAAGAUGGUGGUGCCCCCGAGAGACCGUCGCACCACGGCGGGGUGGUGGGCCAUCGGCUUCCACGUCCUGGCCUUCGUCCUUAUUUGCAUCAGCAUGUUCACAACCUACUGGCUCCAGGCCGAGAACAAAGCCUAUGGCACGGCCGUAGAGAGCGUAGGCCUGUGGACGCAGUGCUUCAGGUCGUACACCACGCGGGAGGACGUGCAUAAGGAGCGCUUCUUUGUAGGGUGUCGCUGGAUCUUCGACCCCUUCACUACGGGGUAUGAGGACGUCCAGGCAGACUUGCAGUCACGUGAGUCUUUCACAUUCUUUGUUACAGUCCAGGUCUUUUACACCUUCUGCUUCACGUUGUCACUGCUUGGCGCUGGCCUCACGGGUGUUCUCAUCCUCUGUCCUGGUGAAGAUUUUGAGAAAUAUGUCUUGAAGCUAGCCUACAUUGAUCUCUUCAUCUCAUGGUUCUUUGGCUUUAUUGCUGUGAUAAUCUUUGGAGCUAUGGGUGACAACCGUGAUUGGAUGCCCCAUUGGGACCACAAUCAUCUCUCUUGGUCCUUUGGUCUCGCUGUGGUGGGUGUUGUAGCAGAAUUUGUUGCAGCUGUUCUCUUCUGGGUUGAGUACCGCAUCCAGAAGCGAAAG